Messenger RNA from Annulohypoxylon maeteangense, 2461 nucleotides. RefSeq names its product thiamine pyrophosphate enzyme. The transcript is spliced from 4 exons. Lineage: Eukaryota; Fungi; Ascomycota; Sordariomycetes; Xylariales; Hypoxylaceae. Gene Ontology annotation, molecular function: acetolactate synthase activity; flavin adenine dinucleotide binding; thiamine pyrophosphate binding. Gene Ontology annotation, biological process: L-valine biosynthetic process. The coding region runs from base 380 to 2395 and encodes 671 amino acids. Gene Ontology annotation, cellular component: acetolactate synthase complex; mitochondrion. The record is from RefSeq and is a predicted model, not a curated record.
UUACCUACUCUAGAUUAGGUAGGAACGCGGAUCAAUCUUCGCAUACCUUGAGAAGGGGCAGUUUCGAGUGAGACGCGUUGAUCCAGACUGAGGAGAUCAUUGGUCUUUACUGCGUUCAAUGAAUCUCUGUCGCGAGCCUCGGUGUUGGAAACCGGCGGCAGUGGUUCCUUUGUUCAUGUCGUUAUCAGAAGUCCCUCCUUACCUCUUUUACCCCUUACUUCCUUACAUCGAUUUUGAUUGGCUAUGUGAGUUGCCUUUGCAGUUAUAAAGACACCCCUACUGUGUUUUUAGGCUUGUAUCACCUGCUCUCUCCAUUUCCUAUUUCCCAACUUGACCAACAUGUUUUAGGAUUCCACAGCUUGCCCGCCGAAACUCGCCCAUGAUGGCUAUCCACGGCCCUUUAUCCCGUUCAUUCCGUCGCAUGGCAAUAAAUUCGCCUGGACUAUCAGGUCGAUAUUAUGCACGGAGUCUUCUUCCAUUGAUGUCUUUGUCUCGUGGAAUAUCGCCAUUCACAUCCUCUAUCCAUCAACGUAUGCCAGCCAGAGAUCUCAAGCACACAAACAUGGCGACUUCUCAGGACACUGGUAGACAAUACACAACCGCCUUUGCGCUUUUCGAAGCUUUGUGGGAAGCCGGCAUUACAAGAUGCUUCGUAAAUGUCGGGUCCGACCACCCUUCAAUUCUCGAGGCCAUCGUCAAAGGAAAGAGAGAACGGCCGCAUGCUUGGCCCAAGAUAAUCACAUGUCCUUCCGAGGUCACUGCGAUAUCCAUGGCGGAUGGCUACGCUCGCGUGUCGGGACGGCCGCAAGCCGUCAUCGUCCAUGUUGAUGUGGGCACACAAGCUCUCGGCCAGGGCGUUCACAAUGCCAGUGUCGGCCGCGUCCCAAUCUUCAUCUUCGCCGGUCUGUGCCCCUAUACAGAAUCCGGGGAGUUACCCGGGUCCCGGACCGAGUACAUGCACUGGCUGCAGGAAGCUCCGGAUCAGAAGGCAAUCGUACGGCAGUAUUGCAGAUACACGGGCGAAAUCCGCACAGGGUUAAACGCUAAGCAGACAAUCGGACGCGCACUGCAAUUCGCCAACAGUACACCCAAAGGCCCGGUGUAUAUCGCCGCUGCGCGAGAGAUUCUGGCGCAGGAGAUCGAACCAUACGCCUUAGAGCAAGAGCAGUGGGUCCCCAUUGGUCCAGCGGCCCUACCGGAUAAUGCUAUUCACUCGAUCUCUUCUGCGCUUGUCCACGCCGAGCGCCCGCUAAUUAUCACGGGGUACUCCGGCCGUGAUCGCCGAACUCCCGAGCUUCUCGUCGCUCUCGCCGAUCUUAUCCCGGGUAUACGCGUUCACGACACCGGAGGCAGCGACGUGUGCUUCCCGUCGUCGCAUCCCGCAUCGGAAGGGUUUCGGCUCAGUUACGACGAGUGCACAAAAGACGCUGACGUUAUCUUCAUGCUCGACUGCGACGUUCCCUGGAUCCCGAUGCGAAAUCCGCCUCCGAAAUCGGCUAGAAUAUACCACGUGGACUGUGAUCCCCUCAACCAACAGAUCCCCGUCUCGUUUUUCCCAGCACACGGACGCUGGAAGGCAGAUAGCUUUACCGCGCUCACACAAUUAGUCGAUCAUAUUAAAAAUGACGAGGCACUCGCCGAGGUUCUCAAUGAUUCCAAAUAUGCGGACCGUGCCAUUUCCCGCGCCGAGGCCCAUUCAGCCCGCAUUGCCGGUUUCGCCGCUCAGCUACAACUAGGUACUGACGUGGCUCUCGAUGCGCAUAAUAUUGGACAUAUUCUGAAGGAGUCUCUCCCGGCCUCUACCACCUUCGUCAUAGAAGCUGUCACGGCCGCCCAGACGCUUCACGACCAAUUGCAGCCGAGCCAGCCCGGCAGCUGGAUAAACUGCGGCGGCACUGGGAUUGGCUGGAGCAAUGGUGCAGCUCUGGGAAUCAGAAUGGCACUUGAUGACGACGCGGAGAAAAGGGGCGUUGGGAGCUUGCCGGAUCUGGUGUGCCACGUCGUAGGAGACGGUAGCUUUAUGUGUGCGGCGCCCUCUAGCGCCCUAUGGGUCGCGAGGAAGUAUGAGAUCCCCGUUCUCACGAUCGUGCUCAACAACGGAGGAUGGAAAGCACCGCGGAACUCAGCCAUGCUGGUAUAUCCCGACGGUCUUAGCGCUACGGCCUCGGAUGACGAGAUUAAUAUCUCAUUUCGACCUACGCCUAACUAUGCCGCCCUCGCAGAGGCCGCGACCGGUUCGGGGGCUGAGGGUGGGGACACAGCCGAGACUGCGGAGGGCGAGUGGAUAAAGGGCAUGCGGGUCAAAACGGUGGGUGAGUUCAAGGCCGCAAUUCAGCUUGCAGAGUCCAGGGUUAUCCAGCAGAAGAAGGGGAUGCUGUUGGAAGUACUGAUGUAAAGUGCUUGUGAUAGGUAACCAUAUUAAACUGGUUGGAGAAUUUUGUAUAUUAUACCUGCCUGUAGU